Molecule: messenger RNA, 1385 nt
Organism: Cucumis sativus (cucumber)
Lineage: Eukaryota; Viridiplantae; Streptophyta; Magnoliopsida; Cucurbitales; Cucurbitaceae
Product: protein STRICTOSIDINE SYNTHASE-LIKE 10
Exons: 4
Coding region: 85-1137 (350 amino acids)
Biological process (GO): biosynthetic process
Molecular function (GO): strictosidine synthase activity
Source: RefSeq, a predicted model, not a curated record
AGAGAGAGAUGAUGGGGGAGGAAAUUAAAGUAGGUGAGAGAGUGAAUAAGAGGGCAUUAACUCUUAAGUAUAGUGGAAGGAAUAAUGAAGAAGUGUGUGGGAGUUUGUUCAUUGUUGGGUGCGGUGGCCGUUCUGUGUGUGGUGGCGGUGGUGGAAGGUGCAAUUGAAGCCGUAGAGCUUCCCGGUGGUGUUUUCGGGCCGGAAAGUAUAGCCUUUGACUGCCGUGGAGAAGGGCCCUACGCCAGUGUCUCCGAUGGCAGAAUCCUCAAGUGGAAAGGUCCUCACUUGGGUUGGACUCAAUUUGCUCUUACCUCACCCAACAGGGAAGGGAAAGAAUGCGAUGGGCAGCCCCAAAGUGAGGCAGCAUGUGGAAGGCCAUUAGGGAUCAAAUUUCACCCUACAACUUGUGACCUUUACAUUGCUGAUGCUUAUUUUGGCCUUCUGGCUGUAGGACCUAAGGGUGGCUUGGCUCGCCAGCUUGCCACUUCUGCUCAAGGCGUGCCACUUCGCUUCACUAAUGCUCUUGAUAUUGAUCCUCAAAAUGGCAUUGUUUAUUUCACCGAUAGUAGCAUCCUCUUUCAAAGAAGGGUUUGGUUGUUGUCGAUAAUGAACGGAGACAAGACAGGGAGGCUAUUGAAGUACGAUCCACGUACCCAAAAUGUCACCGUGUUGCGGAAUGGCCUCGCUUUCCCCAACGGCGUGGCUUUGAACGCCGAUUCUUCCUUCCUUCUAAUGGCUGAAACCGGCACUCUCCAGGUCUUAAAGUUUUGGUUAAAGGGUCCCAAAGCUAACACGAUGGAGAUAUUCGCGCAACUUGAACGGUUUCCAGACAACAUAAAAAGAACUGAUAACGGUGACUUUUGGAUAGCCAUGAACAGUGCAAGAGGGACACUGGAUACUCAAACGUGGAAGGAGCUGUACCGGGGAGCAACAAUGAAGCAGGGGGAAGUGAAGAUCCCGUGGAUUCAGGCCGAUCCGGUGGCGGUGAAGUUGAACGAGAGAGGGGAAGUGAAGGGGAUGGUUGAUGGAGGGGAGGGGCAAGCAUUAGAGUCAGUGAGUGAGGUUGAAGAAAGUAGAGGGAGGUUGUGGAUUGGUUCAGCUGUUAAACCAUACGUUGGUUUAAUCAUCAAUGGAUAGAACCAUAGAGUACUCAGUACACAUUGGCAUUUGAAAAAGAAAAGAAGGAGAAAUGGAUAAACUUCUGUGUUAAAAUUAUAUUAUUGUAUCAAGUAAAUUCUUGCAAAAGAUUGUGUGUGUGUGUGUGUGUGUUUUUAGUUUGUAACAAAAACCCACCAACUGGUAAAUUAUGAUGGGGGUAUAUAUCUUCCCACGAGUUGUAAGAAUUAAGAUGGAAUAUAUUUCAUGGUUAUCUGAUUUGAUAUAUA